Molecule: messenger RNA, 1398 nt
Organism: Schizosaccharomyces cryophilus OY26
Lineage: Eukaryota; Fungi; Ascomycota; Schizosaccharomycetes; Schizosaccharomycetales; Schizosaccharomycetaceae
Exons: 2
Coding region: 1-1398 (465 amino acids)
Cellular component (GO): lipid droplet
Source: RefSeq, a predicted model, not a curated record
AUGUCUGUCAGUGCGAUUGUUCACGCUACGUUUGAAGCUAGAGAAGGCUAUCAAAUUCAAAAAAUAUUUCCCGAGGAUUUCUAUCUUGAAGGAAUUGAAUAUGCUCUUUUUCCUAGCGGAAUUCAAGAAUUGGAUCAGUGUAUAGUAGCAUUUCAUUAUCGAAAUCAGCUAUGUUUAAGCAAGCUUUAUGAAAGGAAUGCGUACUUCUCUUCAGUUGGUAUACUCUUACAAGACGCGGAGAUAAAUUUUGAGGAAGCUGCUGCGAAAUACUUGAAGCUCUUGGAUUUCGUAUCGGUAGCCAUUGUCUCCUCUAGUUCAUUGAAGGAAAUAAACAUGGUGAACAAUUCUGUUUAUGCAGCUUUUCUGGAUUCCUUUCAAGCUUCUCAUGGUCCUAAUUAUUCGUUUGAAGAGUAUCAGCAAGGGUUGAGAACAGCUGUCUUGAAGCAAAACUUCAGUGCCAUUCUUUCCAUCUUCAAUGCCCAGGAAGAAACUUUAUAUGAUCCAUUUUCACCUGACCUAAUCCGACACUAUUAUUUUCUGAUACAGAGUUGGUUAGGUCCUGUUUUCCUCAUGUUAUAUAAAUAUUCGAUGCAAGGAAAGCGGAUUCUUUUGGUUUCAUCACAUAACCACGAGCUUUACUCGAUUAUGGAUAUCAUUACUCGUUUAAGUUCUGCUUUUGAUGAAGAUAAUCGGAUUAUUCCGAAUUCCCUACACAAAUUUUAUUCUGUAGGACUAACAGAUAUUGACAUUCUCGAAAAUUCGAACCAAGAAAAAGGGUGGAUAGCUUUGACAACUGAUUCCAUAUUGUUAUCCAAGUCAUCUCUUUACGAUAUUGCCUUCAUUUGGCCAACAGGUCCAUUGUCCAAAUCGUGUCCUCCAAAAAUUCAACUUUCAAAUGGUCUUCUCUUACGAACGUCUUAUGAGGAUUUACUGAAUUUUUAUUUCAUUUGUGAAAAGUUUAAUCCCCAGAUCGCAAGUACCUUAAAAUUUACAAACCAUUCAUUUGGAGCAAUUUUACAUAUCAUCCUCUUCAAUUCAACACGCUUUAAUUUAGUCCGAUCCUUAGCUACUACCAACGAAACUAAUUUAUUUGCAGCUUUUAUGAGGUACAAUCAGCUACUUAUAAAUCGCUUGAAUCAGUAUCAUGACAGCAUCAGCAUUCCGGACAUGAGAAACCUAGGGUGGAACCCUUUUAGACAACUCGAUCGAGAUUUUAUCUUCAAUGUUGCACAGCGUUGGGCUAAGAAAUAUGUUCAUUACCGCUAUCCUUCGUAUGCUUAUUUGAUGCAACCGACUGCUUGGGGCGUCCAUUCCCUUUUACUCUUUGUCAGUAUAUGGAGAAAGUCUAUUCCCACAAUGAUUCUUUAUUUAUUAUUUUUAAAGUGGUGGUACAGUUAG